GAGAAAUAACGCGAGGAAACUAGAAAGUUUAGCAAAAGUAUGAAGAAAACGUGCUAAACAUCUGUCGUGCCGGUAUAUCCUCACUCCUGGAGGAAAACUACCAAUCCCGAAGCAUCAACAUGACGAAUUACGAAGAGAAUAUGAUUGGAGCACUGCGAAACCUACAGUACGACGACGCUUUUAUUUUUGGAGACCUGAGCCAAGCGUUUAUACAGAUCGAGCAAGAUUUCGUCGAGGAAUUUGUUGUAUAUAUAGACGACGUAGCACUACUAGUACGCGAGGAAGAAAAUCGUGACGAAACACGAGAACAACUAAACAGACGGGAAAAGAGAAAGCAAGCAAGAGAACAAGAAAAAGCAGAUAAGAAGUUCGAGAUGAAUCUAGUGAUUGAAGCAAGAAGGAGAGCUAGAAGGUUUCGCCGAAAUAAAGUCGGACGUAGUCUUUACUGAAAACAACCCUGCAAGAGUU
This is a messenger RNA of Amoebophrya sp. A25, 468 nucleotides long. Lineage: Eukaryota; Dinophyceae; Syndiniales; Amoebophryaceae. The record is from the annotation of a GenBank genome assembly.